UGUUAGCAUGUGAGAAAACGACAGCAGGCAAAGGGAGGGAGUCUGUGAGUGGAGAGAUAUAUAAAUAAAAAAAUAACCUCCAGAAGAUAGCAGAUAACAGUCGGUUAUGAUAAGCAGAAGAUUGACCAUGUUGCUGCAGACCGUCUUCAUGCUCUCUGCAACUGUUUUCUUAGGAUAUCUAGAAGGGAACGGUGUUCAGAUGCAGCGGAGUGUCCAGUGUUGUAUGCAGUACUCGGAGCAGAAUGUGCGGACCAAAGACGUUCUCAAGUUUGAGGUGCAGAACGAGGGGCCGGACUGCAGCAUAAAAGCCAUCAUAUUGUACACUAAGAAGUUGGUGAAGUGUGCAGACCCGAGUGACCGGAAAGUGAAGAGAUUGCUGAAGAAACUGAGGCAGAGAGAAAACGCCAACAAGUCCACCCAGGUUCUGCAACAAAGACAAUUGCCUGUCAUGUCAAAUAUUCCCAAAGGUUCCAGUAGAUCUUUUCCACUGGAGGCUUUUCCUACAAACAGAUCCAGUAAAUAAUGGGGAGAAUUUGACUGGCCACUUUAGCCUUUUCAUCUGUCCCUGUCUCCUUGAACGUAUGUACAUCACUAACUUUCAAAACAGAACUGUAUGCUGUCCAUCUAAGAUAUGUAAUAUUUUAGAUCUCUUUAAAAACUGACUGUUAAUCUAUAUAUGCCAAAGUAUUAUUUUUAACUCUGUACUUCAAGCUUGUUCUUUCUCUAUAUACAUUAUAUGUGUACCUUAUAAGCUAUACAAGCUGUUAUAUAGAGUUAAAGUGACAUGACUGUUCCUGGCUCAAUCAUAGUGCAAAUAAAUAUUCUAUUAUGUAUGGUAAUGCAAUCAAUUUUUAUAUAUAAAGAAAUGUUGGAGAAAUGCUGUGUGCAUUAUUUUUAUUGAAAAAAAAGGUGGAAUUAUUUGUCAUUUUAAAAAGACAAAUGAUGCAUGCAGAGAUGUUUUAACAAAUAAAAAGCAAUGUUGGCACAAUAAUUGUUUUACUUUGGAAGGAUGAAGAGGGAUAGCAUUAGUCAGGUUUGAAACUGUGACAAUGGACAAGUUUGAUUAUUACAAAAAAAAAACAUAAGUGCAGCAAGCUCAUGACUAAGACUUAUUUAAUGCUAAAUAACUAACAUGGUCAGGAAUGUUGGUUUCUGCAAAUGAUUAAAAACCUGAUAACUGUUUGUUGUCUGUUUAACCUGAUACUUGUUUAGACUGUUAUGAUAAACAGAUUCUUAAUUUACACCUGGUGCUGUGUAGUGACUGACUUUCUAGUGAUUACUGCAUAUAAUAAAUAUGCACUAAAUGCAAAUGUUCAAGCAUAUCAUUACACACAGCAUUACAUGGACCAUUUUAAAUCAUUGGUUUUGCACGACUACAUAUUUAGAUGCUGAUUGUUCUGACACAAAAAAAAUUAAAAUGUUCAGGUAAUAACAACCUUUCAGAUUUUUUAAAUAAAAACAAAGAAAUCUAUUUAUUAACCAACAGCAUGCAAAUACAUGUACAAGGCCACACCAUGCGGUUUGGCUUUUUUCAAAAAUAACACAAUAUGUCUUUACAGUUACUAGUAAUCAUUUUUUACUCUCCAUAAGUAAAAUAUCUCCCUUUAGACUCUUUACAGUCAACAAACCAUGUAUACAACCACCAGCCAUAACACCAACACCACCACCAAGUGAACUGAACAACACUGAUCACCAACUCCUGAAGAAAAGCCAAUGCCAGUACAAAUUACUGAAAAAAGUAAGUCCUUGUGACAGUAGAAAAAGAAACCUAGUGCAUGAACGAGGCCUGGCAUGCAAAGAGCCCAAGGCCACUGAAGCAGCCUCCAAACUCCCCAGAUCCCAAUCUGAUUUAGCACCCAUGUGAUGUGCUGGACAAACAAGUGGAGCCAUGCCCUGAUGGACCAGAGCCAUGAAACACAAACCCUGAUUGGUUUUAAUGUUAUGGCUGACUGGUGUAGACUGGCAUGAUUCAGUUCCUCAAAUGAUUAUAAACAUCUCUUCUUUUAGUUAUAUAUGAUAAUGUAUUUUGACAUAGUACACAUUUCCAUUUAAUAGUAUUUAGAUAAAUUAAGAAACUGAGACAUUAAAUUGACAAUCGGAAUAAAGUGCAUAAGUAAAAUAUACUAAAUAUCAACAAUCAUAAAAUAUAAAUUCUGUUGAAUUCUUAAAUCUGAUUGGUCAGAAACUGUUGGUUAAUUUUUGGUAACAGCAUGUCCAACAAUUACACGUUAUAUUUAAUACUACACUUUUGUAGUAUUGCACAUUUUAUGCUUUUCCUCCAUUUGCUGUAGUCUACUAAUAAAACAGUUUGAUAUGUAAAAAAAAAAAAAAAAAAAUCUGUAUGACUGCAUAAAUCA
Molecule: messenger RNA, 2357 nt
Organism: Clarias gariepinus (North African catfish)
Lineage: Eukaryota; Metazoa; Chordata; Actinopteri; Siluriformes; Clariidae
Gene: ccl44
Product: chemokine (C-C motif) ligand 44
Exons: 5
Coding region: 107-523 (138 amino acids)
Biological process (GO): neutrophil chemotaxis; immune response; positive regulation of GTPase activity
Cellular component (GO): extracellular region
Molecular function (GO): chemokine activity; CCR chemokine receptor binding
Source: RefSeq, a predicted model, not a curated record